Molecule: messenger RNA, 492 nt
Organism: Wasmannia auropunctata (little fire ant)
Lineage: Eukaryota; Metazoa; Arthropoda; Insecta; Hymenoptera; Formicidae
Product: pheromone-binding protein Gp-9-like
Exons: 2
Coding region: 26-304 (92 amino acids)
Molecular function (GO): odorant binding
Source: RefSeq, a predicted model, not a curated record
GAGAUAUUUGAGGUGAUCGAUUAAAAUGGGACACUCUGUAUAUAAAUAUUUUAUUUUUAAGUUUCAGUCGUCUAGCUCAACAGAACUCACAAUCAAAGAACAGCUGAAAAAUGGAGCACAACCUAUUGAAGAGGAUUUUGACACUUGCCUAACUGAAAAUGAUUUGACUCGAGAUGACUUUUACAAAGAGGAAGACAUAAUGACUAACGUACAUACUAAAUCUGAAAAUGAAGAAAAAACAAGAAAAAUUGGUUGCUGGAUUGCUUGUGUUUUGAAGAAACAGAAUUUAGUAAGUUCAUUUUAAAUAUCCUGUUAAAUAAGUAUUUUAUACAUAAUGUUCAACAACAUAAGAUUAAUCUGAUCUAAUAAAUUUAAAAUUUUUUAAUUUUUUUAAGACUUAACCCGUAAAGGACACCUCAGUGCGAAUUCGCACCCACAAAAUUUUCAACUUGUAGGCAUUUGCCGAAAUGAUUUUGCUUAACACGCAAUUUU